ACUCGAGCGUCAGCACGCGCUGACCUUCGUUUUCUUGCAUCAGAGAAUUGAGAACUUUGACCAAGGAAAGCAUUGUAUUUCAUCGCUUUCAAAAGGCGUGUGCAAUGAGACAGAUCUACCGAUUGCUGCACUUCUUGGUCACAUUAAUCUUCUCAUUCCUGAUCAACUUUCGUUACUAUUUCAAGUUGACGAGACGAAAAGUUCGGGGAGUAUUUUACACAACUCCAGAGAGUGACAUUACAAAUGGAGUAGCGACUUUGGGCAACCUUCCUCGUCACCUGACGUUUAUCCUGACGGAAAAGGACCUGGAUUUGUGUAUUUUAGGAAAAUUGGUUGUGUGGGCUAUGAAAGCAGGGAUAACAUACAUUAGCGUACAAGCCACUGAGAGUGACUUAAAUGAAAGAAAAACAGAGUUUUAUCAUGAGGUCUAUCAAAUUAAAGAAGAGAUGUCCACUUGUGAUUAUGAACUACAUUUCAGAGAUAAAGAUCUUCCAUAUCAGAAUGGUGUUAAUGGCAUAGUCCACAAAAGUCGGCGAAAAGUACAUCUGAGUAUAUUAUCUUACCAUGAGGGUAAAGAAGAUAUUGUAAGAGCAGCGCAGGAGUUCUGUACAAGAGUCAAAAAUGAAGAAGCUCAGUCAAAAAUUAUGGACAUAGAACAUUUUUCUCAAUUACUAGAAGUUAAUAAAGAUUUUCCUGAUCCAGAUUUAGCAAUAGCCUUUGGCCAGACAGAUAGCCUUUGUGAUUACCCUCCCUGGCAGAUACGAUUAACAGAAUUUAUAUUUCUUCCCUCGCUCAAAGUUAUGGAUCAUACAUCAUUUCUACAGACACUACGCCGUUAUAGUAAAUGUGAACAGAGACUUGGCAGAUAGCAUUUGGCUGUAAUAGAAUGAAUUUUUCUGUUUGACUUUUAUACCAAUGCCAUGCAUGUAUUUAAAAAUGGGAUAUUUUUAAACGUCGUGAGUUAGCCAGCUUUAUAUAUCGAUGGGAUUGUAAAGAGUUAGGAAUUGACUGUACAGAAUGAAUAACUUUGGUUUAUCCAAGGACAGACCAAGGUUGCGUGGCAGUUUUCAAAUGGAGGAAAGUUCGUUGACUGAGACUGAGUUGAGAGUUAGGCAAGCAAGCAAGAGUUUGCAUUUACGAGAGUUUGCGAAACUCACGAAAACAAGAGUUUUAUUGGACUUAAUGGGUUAUUUAAACGGAUGAAACAAGGAAAAACUCUACUGUCUCUAUGUCUAGGCAAAAUUCGCGAACUUAUGUCAAUGAGUGCAUUACCUUUUCAAACACGAGCAAUAUUCUCGUUAACUCUCACAUCAACUUUCAUCGUCGUUUGACCAGGUUUUGCCUGGCGAAAGGCGACCAGUUUAAGACAUGCAAAUUGUGACUUAAAAAAGUAAAAAGAACUACCAAAGCCAGUAAAUUUUAUCUCCGCAAGACACGAAUUAUAAAAGAAAAAAUAAAACAACCGAACUGAAAUUACAAUUUUGUUUGAAGCGUCAAUUAAUCAUGGGACGACAUGUAACAAAG
This is a messenger RNA of Dendronephthya gigantea, 1524 nucleotides long. Its product is annotated as dehydrodolichyl diphosphate synthase complex subunit Nus1-like. Lineage: Eukaryota; Metazoa; Cnidaria; Anthozoa; Malacalcyonacea; Nephtheidae. The record is from RefSeq and is a predicted model, not a curated record. Gene Ontology annotation, molecular function: ditrans,polycis-polyprenyl diphosphate synthase [(2E,6E)-farnesyl diphosphate specific] activity. Bases 105 to 869 code for a protein of 254 amino acids. The transcript has 5 exons. Gene Ontology annotation, cellular component: dehydrodolichyl diphosphate synthase complex; endoplasmic reticulum membrane.